AUGCGCGCGCGAACGCGAACGCGAACGCAAUCGCGAACGCAAUCGCGAACGCAAUCGCAAUCGAACGCGCGCCAACGCGCGACGGCGCCGACGGUGCUGGUGCCGAUCGCGCGCGGCAGCGAGGAGAUGGAGACGGUGAUCAUCGUCGACGUCCUGCGACGCGCGGGCGCGGACGUGACGGUGGCGUCGAUCGAACCUGGGGACGACGACGAGACGCGGCGAGACGACGACGACGACGCCGCGAGACGCGACGACGCGGUGGAGUGCUCGAGAGGGGUGCGAAUCGUCCCGGACGCGCGCCUGCGAGAUCUCGCGCGCGUGGAGACGAGGGCGUGGGAUCUGAUCGCGCUGCCGGGAGGGAUGCCCGGCGCGGCGAAUCUGGCGAAAUCUGAACGGUUGACGCGCGCGCUGACGAGGCAGAUGGAGACGCCGGGCGCGCUCGUCGCGGCGAUGUGCGCGUCGCCGGGCGUCGUGUUGGCGCCGCGCGGCAUGCUCGACGGUUUGGCGUGCACCGCGCAUCCCGCGUUCGUGAAGGAUUUACCCUCGGACGCGAGCGCGAACGGUCGCGUCGUCGUCGACGGCGACGUCGUCACCUCGCGCGGUCCGGGCACCGCGCUCGAGUUCGCGUUGGCGCUCGCGGAGAAGCUCUUCGGCGCGGAUAAGGCGCGCGAGGUCGCGGCGCCGAUGGUUUUACCUCCCAUCGACCAUUCCAGUCCGCGCGUGGCGAACGAGUGGCGUUUACUCGACGCCGAGGUCGUGUGA
Molecule: messenger RNA, 762 nt
Organism: Ostreococcus lucimarinus CCE9901
Lineage: Eukaryota; Viridiplantae; Chlorophyta; Mamiellophyceae; Mamiellales; Bathycoccaceae
Exons: 1
Coding region: 1-762 (253 amino acids)
Biological process (GO): guanine deglycation, glyoxal removal; protein deglycation, glyoxal removal
Cellular component (GO): cytosol; nucleus
Molecular function (GO): protein deglycase activity
Source: RefSeq, a predicted model, not a curated record